Molecule: messenger RNA, 2378 nt
Organism: Phragmites australis (common reed)
Lineage: Eukaryota; Viridiplantae; Streptophyta; Magnoliopsida; Poales; Poaceae
Product: protein ESMERALDA 1-like
Exons: 11
Coding region: 189-1874 (561 amino acids)
Source: RefSeq, a predicted model, not a curated record
CCGCGCACUCGCCCGCGCCUCCUCCUCCUCCCCGCUCGCUCGCUCGCACGCGCCACCACCACCUCGUCCUCGUCCCGUCUCCCUCGCGUCUCGCCCCCAUUGCGCGGCGCGGGACGGAGCGAUCGCGCGCGGGGGGGAGAGCCCUAGACCUAAGCUGCCGCCCGGGGUGGGGCUGUUGUGAGGCGCCGAUGCAGGGCCAGGCCCAGGCGUACAGCCGCCUGGGGAGCUUCGGCGGGGCGGCGGGCGCGUCGUCCCCGCCGCCUCCGCCGCCGUUGUUCCCGGCGCGGGCUGGCGGUGGGAGGCGGACGCCCGCGAAGGGGGGCUCGGCGAGGAGGGCUGCGAGGGCGGUGCUCGCGGCGCUGCUGCGGAGGCAGGCGGUGUUCCUCUUCGCUCCGCUAUUGUACGUCGCCGCGAUGCUGCUGUACAUGGGCUCGCUCCCGCUCGACGCCGUGCCGCGGAUCAUCGCGCGGCAGGCGCCCGGGUCGGUGUACCAAAGCCCGCAGCUGUACGCGCGCCUCCGCGCCGAGAUGGACGCCGACAACUCCACCGACGCGCUAGCAACUGUAUGGAGGCACACUUACAAAGGUGGCGCAUGGAGACCCUGCAUAAACAAUGGGACCAAUGGUUUGCCUGAAUCAAAUGGCUACAUAUAUGUUGAGGCAAAUGGUGGUUUAAAUCAACAAAGGACAUCGAUAUGCAAUGCAGUCGCUAUUGCUGGUUUUCUAAAUGCUACUCUUAUUAUCCCAAAUUUCCAUUUCCAUAGCAUUUGGAGGGAUCCUAGCAAAUUCAGUGAUAUUUAUGAUGAAAAUCACUUUGUACAACGUCUACAAAAUGAUGUUCAAGUAGUUGACAAAGUGCCUGACUUUAUAAUGGAGCGGUUCGGUCACAAUCUCAGCAAUGUAUUCAAUUUCAAGAUAAAGGCUUGGGCCCGUAUUCAAUACUACAAAGAUAUUGUUCUUCCUAAAUUAGUUGAAGAAAGAUUCAUCAGGAUUUCUCCUUUUGCCAACCGGCUCUCAUUUGAUGCACCAACUGCUGUUCAACGGUUAAGAUGCUUGGCUAAUUUUGAAGCCUUAAAAUUCUCCAAGCCAAUUGCAUCUUUAUCUGAGACCUUAGUUUCUCGAAUGAAAGAGAAAAGUGUUGAAAGCAAUGGAAAAUAUAUCUCAGUGCAUCUUCGUUUUGAGGAGGAUAUGGUUGCCUUCUCAUGUUGUGUCUAUGAUGGUGGUGAUGAGGAGAAAAAGGAGAUGGAUGCAGCCAGAGAAAUAGGUUGGAGAGGAAAGUUUACGAAGAGAGGACGGGUAAUAAAGCCAGGAGUGAUAAGAAUGAAUGGAAAAUGUCCGCUAACACCUUUGGAGGUUGGAUUAAUGCUUCGUGGAAUGGGUUUCAGCAAUAAGACUGCAAUCUUUUUGGCAUCUGGAAAGAUUUACAGAGCAGAGAAGAACAUGGCUCCUCUUCUUGAAAUGUUUCCUCUCCUACAGACAAAAGAGACUCUAGCAUCAGAAGAGGAACUUGCGCCAUUUAAGAAUUUCUCCUCGAGGAUGGCUGCUAUUGACUAUAGCGUUUGUGCCCAAAGUGAAGUUUUUGUAACCACACAAGGUGGAAAUUUCCCUCAUUUCCUUAUGGGUCACAGGAGAUACUUGUAUGGUGGGCAUUCAAAAACUAUUAAACCAGAUAAAAGAAGGCUAGCUGUACUCUUUGAUAAUCCACGUAUCGGGUGGAAGUCAUUGAAACGGCACUUGCUUAAUAUGAGAGCACACAGUGAUGCCAAAGGGAUAGAAAUGAAAAGACCAAAUGAAUCCAUAUACACCUUUCCAUGUCCUGACUGCAUGUGCCGCUUGAACAGAACAGAACACUCAAAACCCAGACACACUAGAUAGUAUCUCACAGUUGCAUUUCAAUAGGCUAACCUUAUUUGUUCCGGCAUACAGUUUAAUUUGUUCAUUCUUCAUGUGAUCUGCAGUCCUCUAUUUCACCUGAAAAGCAACCUGCCACAACAUUGUAUGUCACUAUUCUCCUGGGUGGCGGUUUUUCCUCAGAUAGCAUUUGCCAACAUGGAUACACCACAUUCCCUGGAGGAUUAGACCAUCAUGGUGCUAACAAUCCAUUGAGUCACUUUAACUCUCGACAACAGAUCUAACACCUGUAGGGCUGCUAUCCAUUGUCAGUGAAGUAUCAAACUGUUUGGGGUAGUAUUGCCUCCUGUACAUGGCUCAUUAGCAGUCUGUCAUCACGCACAAAGUUUGAAUGGAAGACAGGCACUGUAAAUUUCAUUUUUUGUCUUUUUCCAUCUUGCUCCAAAAAUGGGCAUUGCUGCAAUAGUCUGUGUAUUCUUUUAGCUAGGUCUUCUCUGUUGUAAGUUGUAACUCUCUGACAAUAUUAAC